Messenger RNA from Halichondria panicea, 2183 nucleotides. RefSeq lists its product as uncharacterized. The transcript is spliced from 5 exons. Bases 1311 to 1658 code for a protein of 115 amino acids. The record is from RefSeq and is a predicted model, not a curated record. Lineage: Eukaryota; Metazoa; Porifera; Demospongiae; Suberitida; Halichondriidae.
GGUGCCAGUAAUAUCUUUAUACCUACAUGCAUGGAUGGACAUGUGGCAGUACUAUUGGAGGUCUGACCUUUCACUAAUUAUGACCUUUUAAUGACAUUCUACCAAAUUGCUUGAUAGCUAAUUGUAACUAAUUACUGAUAAUUGUACUUCCUCAAAGCAUUCCACUAGAAAAAGGGGAGGAUCUUUGCUUUGUUUACUGUGAAAGGGGACACCUCUCUGAAAAGGGGGAGGAUCUGAGCAAUAAUUAUGUUUACUGAUAAACAAGGCUGAAAGGGGCGAAAUUUCCAUAAACUAUUCUUUAUGUGUGGUCCCACUGUGUGCACUGUAGCUAUAGUGUACAGAGCCUAUAGUGUGGUCCCACUGUGUGCACUGUAGCUAGUGUACAGAGCCUAUAGUGUGGUCCCACUGUGUGCACUGUAGCUAGUGUACAGAGCCUAUAGUGUGGCCCCCACUGUGUGCACUAUAGCUAGUGUACAGAGCCUGUAGUGUGGUCCCUAUACUGUGUGCACUGUAGCUAGUGUACAGAGCCUAUAGUGUGGUCCCCACUGUGUGCACUAUAGCUAGUGUACAGAGCCUAUAGUGUGGUCCCCACUGUGAGCACUGUAGCUAUACGUGGUGGACUAAUAAGGUUUGCAUUUCAAUUGUAGUGAAUGUGGGCUGUCUAGUCAUCAAGUCUGUGGAAUGUGGGGGAUGAGUGGUGGUAUGCGCUUAACCAAUUUCAUUGAACCAUGUUAAGUAUAAACACGUUUACUAGUGAUACUCAUUUGAAAGCUCUCAAUGAGGCGAAUCUUAUAAUACCCAUAAUCAUCACACCCUCACACAACACACACCCGCCCACACACAGGCACUGGGCACACUACUGUUCAAGCUGUGCUUCAUGGAUACUCCAUUUGGUGACAACCCUCUAGCCAUAGUCAGUGCUCAGUACAGCAUUCCUGAAGACUCUCCCUACACACAAGACCCAGCUGCAUAACUUGAGAGGUGAGACCACACCCACACACACAAUCCUAGUGAAAUGUAGCCAGGUUUAUGCAUAAUUAUGUUAACUUUAAGCCUUUAAUUAUAAAGACUGUUGAUAGUGAGUUUUUCUUCGUGAAAUGGACCUGUUUUCAGAGCUAACUUUGAGAACACACACUAGCUACAGGUGCUAUGAUAUUCUGCCAGCCUCAAGUGUAUUGCUCUAUUAUUAUAAUGAUACGUAUAUUAUUUUCCCCUUUGUAGGCAUCAUCUGUUGACCUCUGACCCUGAGCUGCGUCCCAGUAUCUGGCAAGUGUGUGAGGUGGUGUCCAGGAUCACAGGAACCACCAACCAUGUCACUAAUGUCUUUGUUUUCUCUUGGGAAGUACCUUAAUACAAGUGGGGGACCUCACUCAGCCGCUGCACGUCCUGGCUGUAUCAGGCCCACACUCCUCUCAGCCGAUAAUGAGCUCUCAAUGGCCCCCCACACCAGUAAAACUGCCUCACUCCGCAAGUGCAACGUCACUGAUUGUGAGAAGACCUGCAUUUGUAUGGGCGAUGUACGGUACCUCCUCUUGAAACUACACGGAGUGGUGAUGACGAUAGCCUUUGUGUACUUCGUGCCUGUGGGAGCGUUGGUCUCGAGGUACUAUAAUUAUACCGUAUCGUGUCUGCCAGCUCCUGGUUCAGGGCCCAUGUGACAAUGAUGCUGUUUGAAGUGUUGUGUGGACUGGCUGGUCUUGGUGGUCACACAGGUAGGUUCACUGGGUUAUCAUCAGAUGGUGGGUGUGGUCUGUCUCUCCCUCAGUAGCCACUGUUAGGAAUAUUGAGACCAGCUGUAGGCCCUACACUAAGCUGGCAGUCCAUUUCCUACGGAUGACUUUGGUAGCACUUCAUUUGAUGGACGUUCCUCUACCCUGCCCACUCAUACUCUGACAAUGCAAGACGAGAUUUGUUUGGAGUACCCCCCUUUUGGAGAAGGUUCAAAGGUUACGCCGACAAUGACAACUGUGGAACAGUUCCUUUUAGCUGAAUUUUAAUAUUUAUUUUUCCGUGUGUGUGAAGUAGGAUCACAUGACUGUUUAAUUGCAUAUAAAUAGAUUUUUAUGUGCAAUUAAAUAAUUGUGCAGUGCUUUUACCCAAUUGCAAUAUCUUGAUUAGAAAUAAAUCAUGCAGUUUGUGGCCCGAAAGGCAGAAAAAGAGGGUGUGGCACUUUUGCUUUGUUU